This is a messenger RNA of Chrysoperla carnea, 3032 nucleotides long. It is a transcript of the gene Ak2, whose product is annotated as adenylate kinase. The record is from RefSeq and is a predicted model, not a curated record. Lineage: Eukaryota; Metazoa; Arthropoda; Insecta; Neuroptera; Chrysopidae. Gene Ontology annotation, molecular function: ATP binding; AMP kinase activity. The transcript has 3 exons. Bases 196 to 915 code for a protein of 239 amino acids. Gene Ontology annotation, biological process: ADP biosynthetic process. Gene Ontology annotation, cellular component: cytoplasm; mitochondrion.
AGUGUUGGCACUUGUAUUUGAAAUAGCACGUUCUAAAGGUCACCACUUAACCUGGCUUAUCAAAUCACAAAUGGCUUUGAUAUAUAACUAAAUUGCAUUCAAGUAUUCAAAGUGAAAAGUGAUUUUUCAUUAAUUUUUCUGUAGCUGGUUCACUUGUUUUAACAUUUACCGUGCGAAUACAAUUCAAACGAAAUCAUGCCUCCAGCACAAGCCGCACCAAAAUUGAAUGAAAGUGUCGAUCGUGGCAUUAAUGCCGUUUUACUGGGACCACCUGGUUCGGGAAAAGGUACACAGGCACCACUUUUAAAGAAAAAAUACUGUGUAUGUCAUCUUUCAACAGGUGACAUGUUACGAGCUGAAACCUCUUCAGGUUCCAAGCUUGGUAAAGAACUAAAAAAAGUUAUGGACGAAGGUAAAUUAGUGAGUGAUGAUUUGGUUGUGGAUUUAAUUGCAACGAAUUUAGAUAAGCCAGAAUGUAGUAAUGGGUUCCUUCUUGAUGGAUUUCCACGGUCUGUACCGCAGGCGGAAAAAUUAGAUAAAUUAUUAGAGGAACGGAAAACUCCGUUGGAUGCGGUUAUUGAAUUUGGGAUCGAUGAUAAUUUACUUGUACGUCGAAUUACUGGACGAUUAAUUCAUCCAGCUAGUGGUCGAUCUUAUCAUGAAGAGUUUCAACCGCCAAAAGUUCAUAUGGUCGAUGAUAUAACUGGUGAACCAUUAAUUCGUCGUUCGGAUGAUAAUGCUGCAGCAUUAAUCAAACGCUUAAAUACUUAUCAUACUCAAACAACUCCUUUAGUCGAUUACUAUCAACGUAAACAUAUCCAUCAUCGAGUCGAUGCCGCCCAAUCAGCUGGUGCUGUAUUUCAAAGUAUCGAUUCAAUAUUCAUGAGGUGCAUGCGUUUUAAAAGUACAGCCUAAAUCUAAAAGUCUACAACUCUACAGCUCUAAAGCUCUACAGCUCUAAUUCCAGAUAAAUCAUAAUAAAUCAUAAAAAACCAUUCAGUGUAUCCUUCAAAACCUCCAAAACUCAACAAAAUUUGUUGUAUUUUUUGAUUUUCUCAAGAUUUGAGAUCAACUGCCUAAAAAAUAAAAAGUUUCCGUUUGCAUAUGACGUCAUUACUUAUCAGGGUUGCUAAUAUUUUAGAAGAUUUCAACAUGUUUCAAAGAAAUUCAUUAAUCGGGAAGAAAUUAGGGAGUUUUCCUGUAAUUCAAAUUGGCUGUGAUGAAAUAUUAAGAAAAUCAACUUUCAUUAUAAUUCAUUGUGCCACGCAAUUGGGGAAAACGGGAAAACCUCAGUGGAUUUUUCCAAUUUUGAAUAGGAUUGGCGAUCAACCUGGAAAUCUGGAAAUGUCAAACAAUUUUGAGAUUCUAAAAUGGUUUAAAAACAAUAUCUUUCUAGUUUUUAAAAUUAGAAAUUCGAAGACCUGAUUGAUUCUUCGUCGAAAUCUUGAAAUGUAUAUAUAUGACAUUGAUUUUAGCCACAAAAUCUCAUUUUUGAGUUCGAUUUAUCCUAAUUAAUGGUUUUUUUUUGACGCAAAUACAGAUUUCUUCAAAAUUUCAGAUGAACAAUUCGAUCGCCAACCUGAGUUUGUUGAUUAAUCGAACGAUAAGCGAUUUAUAAAAGAAAAUUUUGGAAUCCUAUCACGUUUUCACAUGUUUGUAAUCUAUGUAAAUUUAAUGUCGUAAACUACAGAGUGGCCCCAACAAAUACAUCAUUUUUAUUGGUAAAUUUAACACCAGCCAUUAGGAUCUAUCCAAAAUGUGCAGAAUUUCGACCAUUUUGGUCCAUAAUAUCUUGAUAUUUGGACACAUUUGUUUUCAAUAGCUUCCAAUUCAGAAGUGAGACCGAUGAAUGAUCAUGGUCUUCCGGAAUAGUUCUUCAGGACAUUCUGGACUAUUCUUUCUUCUUCAAAAUGAUCUCACAAAACUUGUAUAUGUGUUAAAUGUCAUCCAUCCAACCCUGUAUUAACUGCCAAAACGUAAAAAAAUGUACGUUUAUAUAGCAAAGUGGUGCUUUACAUGUAAAUUCCAAGCCCUAAUUCCCCCCGUCCAACAUCCAACGUCUCUCCAACCCCCACCCACCCCGUCUAUAUCAAUAAAAGAAGAAUUCUUAUUUUUAGAAAUGGGUUUAUUUUAAUAUAGAGGACUUUUCUUUUUAAAAAUAUGUAUAUAGUGAAUCUUUUCUGUUUAAACAGAGGUCACAGGGUCAGGUCGUUUGAUAGUGACCUCUUUGAUAGUCAAUUGUUUUUAAACUUUGGCCAAUGUUGUUAUUUUUUUCCUUUUUUUUUUAUGAAAUAAUUUGGGAUGUAUAUUUGUAGUGUAGAUUGUUGGCCAAUUUAUACUAAAAUUUUCAAAAUACUGGAAAAGUGGCUACGCCAAAUUGAAGCUAAUUUUUCUUGCCACUGCAUACAUGUUACAAUUAUGGGUUUCAUGUUUCUACAUAAUAUUAAGAUAAGAAUGGGAUAAUAAUUUCAAAAAUGAUCCUUAAAUGUUCGUUUCUUUAAUUGGUUUUAAUGAUAAUGAAUCGGAAUGAAUUGGAAAAUUCUGAUUCAUUAAUCGGACUUUUUUAUCAGGGCGUGCAAAUCAUUAAAGAAGAAGUGAGGAGUUUAAAGUUUUUCUAGGCCAUCGAGUCAAUAAAAACAAGAAACUCUUUUUUCGAGUUAGAGAACAUUUUUUGAUGUCAAAAUGUGGCUGAUAAUUCUACGAUUUUUAGCUGAUCUUCAGACAUUUUCGAUAUAAGGUUUAUUUUGAGACAAAUUUCUCAUUCAUUUUACAUCGGUGGAUAACAACUACACUUUAUGCUGUGUCCGUUAGGUAAUUGUCAGUUUCAAACAAUAUAUGCUUUGUCGACAGCACACAAUUAAAAAACAAAGUUAUCAGAACGUGACGUAUUUGGUUUUUCGUCGGAGUUGAACAUUUAAGUAUGAUUUUGUUUGAAAUUAUUAGUUUUAAGGACCUUAUAAGCAUAAUAAUUUUUUUUUUUGAAAUCUAUAAUUGGUAACGACCAAAAAUCUUGAUCUAUUCUAAAAUAAAAA